Xyrauchen texanus (razorback sucker) is the source of this 2315-nucleotide messenger RNA. Its product is annotated as sentrin-specific protease 3-like. NCBI's taxonomy places the organism in Eukaryota, Metazoa, Chordata, Actinopteri, Cypriniformes, Catostomidae. Gene Ontology annotation, cellular component: nucleus. Gene Ontology annotation, biological process: protein desumoylation. Bases 197 to 1777 code for a protein of 526 amino acids. The transcript has 11 exons. Gene Ontology annotation, molecular function: deSUMOylase activity. The record is from RefSeq and is a predicted model, not a curated record.
CGCUCUAAAGAAGCGCCAGCUCUCAUUGAAUGAGCCAAAAUCUAAAUCAGCCUUUAUUUGGCCUUUUAUUUUUCUUUCCUCGCGAAACUUAGUUAUCUGCGUAGUGCGUUGGCGGACAACGCCUAAACAUUUGGCUUGAGGAUACGAUUUAACGCAAGGAGGCAGGCUGGCACAGGUAGUAGGGUGCCCUUGGAUCAUGAGAGACAGUGGCAGCAGCCUGGCUCAAACACACUGGUCCAAUGAGUUGACACUGACAACUGGGCAGGAGGGCGGUGGGGGUGCCAUUGGAGGCAGCCAUCUAAUGAACCCGGCCAUGGCCCAACAUGCCCCCAGCCCUGCCCACUUCAAACUGGGCUGCAGAGAGGAAGACAUCAGCAUGUGGGGGGCAGAGUGUGCUAUUUCUGAGCAGGAGGAGGAAGAGGAACAUGAAAAUGUGGAGAUUGAGAGUGAAGAGGAUCUGAUGGAAAAGAAAGAUGAGCGUGGUUUCCAGUGGAAUGAUACAGGUGAUGAGGACUGGGGCACACCAGAACACUCACUGCCACUAGAGACGGAUGUAAGCAUUACAGGUGACUUUACCCACUGCUUAGCCCAGACUAGGCUCGGUCCACUCAAAGAGAGGAGGCUAGCCCAGUUGUGUUAUCGUGGCCAGAGGUAUGUGAGCAUUCGCAACCGUCUGGCCCAACAGUGGAGGACUUGGCGCCAGCGAGCAAAAUGGGCAGGAACUAUGGGAUACAGGAGGUUACUCAGAUGUCAAAGACGCCGCCAUUUUGUUAAUCAGCCUUACCAGAGACAGUCUGGCAGUUUGUUGUUAAAUAGAGAUCGAGAACGACGUUUGGGGACAGCAGAAGCCAGGGGAGCUGAUUUAGAUGACUCCUGUAGCACAAAUGGUGUUCCAAAAUCAAAUGAUGGUGUCCAUGGAGCAGACAAGGAGGGACAGACCUCCACUGCCAAUGUCAAACCAUCCCUACAGAAUCAGCUUGGCAGUGAACACAUCUCUUGUGUACAAGGUAUUCUGGAUGAGUUUCUCCAGCAGUACGGCAGUUUGAUUCCCAUUCAUGUGGAUGAGGUAGUGGAGCAGCUUCAGGACAUCUUCAAUGAGAGCUUCUCAAGUCCUCACAGGAAAGUAAUGGUGCAACAUUUAAUGCAGUCCUACCAGCGCAUGUCUGGAAGUGCUGUGAUGCGGGGCUUCCGUGUAAAUUACAAACGUCAUGUUCUCACCAUGGAUGAUCUGAGCACACUCUAUGGCCAGAACUGGCUCAAUGAUCAGGUCAUGAACAUGUAUGGGGAUUUGGUCAUGGACGCAGCCCCUGAAAAGGUCCACUUUUUCAACAGCUUCUUUUAUGACAAACUUCGGACGAAAGGUUACGACGGGGUCAAACGUUGGACAAAAAAUGUUGAUAUUUUCAAGAAGAACUUCUUGUUGAUCCCUAUUCAUCUGGAGGUGCACUGGUCAUUAGUGUGUGUGAAUGUUCCUCAGCGAAGCAUCACAUACUUUGAUUCCCAGAGGACCCUCAACCGUCGUUGCCCCAAACACAUUGCCAAAUACCUACAAGCGGAGGCAAUCAAGAGAGAACAGAAAGAAUUUUACACUGGGUGGAAAGGCUUUUUCAAAAUGAAUGUGGCGAGGCAGAACAAUGACAGUGAUUGUGGAGCUUUUGUCCUUCAGUACUGUAAGUGCCUGGCCCUGGAGCAGACUUUCAGCUUUGGUCAGCAGGAUAUGCCCAAGCUACGGAGACAAAUGUACAAAGAACUGUGUCGCUGUAAACUGUCUCUGUGAGACCGUGCAAGAACCGUGUCCUCUUACACUUCUAAAUAAGCUCCAGACAGCAUUUAGACGGGAGACGUGCAAACGUUUUUAACCCUCUUUUUUUCAAUGAAUUUGUAUUUUGGCUUAGUGAAUGCCACACUUUGUUCAGCCCGGUUGUUCAUUUGUUCGAAACAGGAGGGGGAAAGGAACUCUGAGAACUGUUUAUUAGGUGCUGCCAUUUUUAUUGGCAAUUAUAUUUUUUUAUUUUUCAUGUUCUUGAUGUCAGUUACUUGUAUGCUAAAAGGUAAUGCCAUUGAGUGGGGAAGGAGUCUUGCAGACAUUUUAAAAUGUAAUGCGAUAUUAAAUAUGGACCACAACACUAUCAAAGGAUUUUUUUUUUUCAAUAUUGUUUGUCGGUUGUUAUGUAUCUGUGUGAUGCAAAACUAUGGAGAGUAAAAAAAAAUAAAAUAAAAAAAAAAAAGAGCAGCUGUAAAUUAAACUGUUUUAUAUCUUUUGAGAUGCAUAUGUUGUUGGUAAAAUGUACUAAUAAAAACAGAAGAAAAUUUGU